Molecule: messenger RNA, 2930 nt
Organism: Phyllostomus discolor (pale spear-nosed bat)
Lineage: Eukaryota; Metazoa; Chordata; Mammalia; Chiroptera; Phyllostomidae
Gene: CBLN4
Product: cerebellin 4 precursor
Exons: 3
Coding region: 1189-1794 (201 amino acids)
Molecular function (GO): protein binding
Source: RefSeq, a predicted model, not a curated record
GGCACUGGAGCCUCGCGCCGGGGAGGGGCGAGCAGAGCUGCAGCCCCCUCCGCCCGCCCAGACCAGGGAGGGGAGGGGAGGGGUGAGCAGGCGCCGAGCUGGGGCAAAGCGCGGGGCUGUGGGUGCCUCUCCUUGCGCAUUCGCUCUCCGCGCCGCGCGCGCGCGCGCUCCCCGUGGCUGAGUGGCCUCGGACCUGGACCUCGGCAGCCAGAAGCCGUGCACACCCGCUUGCUUACCGGUGCGUUAAACGCCAGGUGGGAGCUGCUUAGCUUGGGUGACCGGACUCCUUCCCCUCUUUUCCUGGGAGCCCGACGGUUUGAGCUGGAAGCCCAAGCCCGGGGCGCUGCGCUCCUAUAAAUAGCGCGCGUGUGCCCGCCUCGAGCUCUCCUGCCCGCGCGCGGACUGGCAAAGUUGUGCGCAGGGACUCCGGGCGUACGGCACCGGCAGGAGAGCAGCCCGCCGGCGAGCCGCCCUGCGCCUCGGAACUGAUCCCGCAAAUUUGUGCCUCGCGUGCUGGGCGCCCAGCUAGCGGCUGCCUACCUGCCGACUUCGAGCGACGCCAGGCUCUGGGGAAUUUUCGACCGAGCGAAAGUGGCAGUCGCCAGAGUGCUGGCCAUGAACACAGCCUGGCGUUCUCCUCGGCCCGGGAGACACCUUCUGCCUCCGUAACCCAUCCCUGCCGCAAGCCCGCGAGCCCGGCGCGAGCGGGGCCAGAGUCGGCGCCGCUGGGCACCCACCGCCUCCGUGGCUUCUCCGAACCCCUUCGUUUCUCCUGAUCCGAGGUUGGCCGGGGGGCGCCGGGGUUUGGGGUGAGCGUUUACUGUCCUUAUCCCCUCUGAGGUGUGGACGUGAAGGGCUGGAGACUUUUUGGAUGUCUGGGAACGAGGGGGCGGGUAAAGGAGCCCGAGGCAGGGCUGGUUCUCGGGCGGCGGAGGGCGGGGCGGGGAGUUCUGCAUGAGCCCCGCGAAGGACGGAGGUAACCCAGCCCGCGAAAGAGCGCGAGGGGAGACUUUGACUUCAAACCACUGAAUCGGUGGGCGUGUGAGCGCCGCCACUGCCGCGGUUCCUGCAGCGCUGCCGGUCUGCUCCGAUCCAGCCGCCGGCACCUCCGCGCGCUCGGUCCCGGGCUAGGCGGCGACGCAGGCGAGCAGAAGCGCCGGCCGGCUGCGGCGGCCCUCGCGGCUCACCAUGGGCUCCGGGCGCCGGGCGCUGUCCGUGGUACCAGCGGUGCUGCUGGCCCUCACCCUGCCCGCGCUGCGCGUCUGGGCGCAGAACGACACGGAGCCCAUCGUGCUGGAGGGCAAAUGUCUGGUGGUGUGCGACUCGAACCCGGCCACGGACUCCAAGGGCUCCUCUUCGUCCCCUCUGGGGAUCUCGGUCCGGGCGGCCAACUCCAAGGUGGCCUUCUCGGCGGUGCGGAGCACCAACCACGAGCCUUCCGAGAUGAGCAACAAGACGCGCAUCAUUUACUUCGAUCAGAUCCUAGUAAAUGUGGGUAAUUUUUUCACCCUGGAGUCUGUCUUUGUAGCACCAAGAAAAGGAAUUUACAGCUUCAGUUUCCACGUAAUUAAAGUUUACCAGAGCCAGACAAUCCAGGUGAACCUGAUGUUGAAUGGGAAGCCGGUGAUAUCCGCCUUCGCUGGGGACAAAGACGUGACCCGAGAGGCUGCCACUAACGGGGUCUUACUCUACCUGGAUAAGGAGGAUAAGGUUUACCUAAAGCUGGAGAAAGGUAACUUGGUCGGAGGCUGGCAGUACUCCACGUUCUCCGGCUUUCUGGUGUUCCCCCUCUAGAGUCUGAGCUCCCCGCGGCGUCUGCCCAGGGGAGGGCCGCCCACCCCCGCGCUGUCGGAAGACCACCCUCUCAUCCUCGGAUCGAUGUCUUUUAUUGGUUUCCCGUGGGUCAGUAUGGAUUCUCCUUCAGGAUCCUAGGCCCGUCCGAGCCAAUCCGGCCUCACGGAUUAUUUGUGUGUGUGUGCGUGUGCGUGUGUGCGUGUGCAUUCUGUGUGUCGCACCAGGACUCACGGCAGAUGGCGCCCAGCUGUGUGUCCCCGUAACCGGUACGCGCUGUCUGCUCGGGCUUAUCUUGAAUUUAAUUUCCUGGGAUGACUGAAUUCGUUACACAUGUGGAGUUUUGCUCAUUUAUCUUUAAGAGACUGGCCACCGGGUGUAAGAACCAGGAAACUCGAGAGUUCUGACUCCAAUCAACGGUUAGUGUGGUAGUGCCAAAGAGCUGUAUCCUGCAUUGGUACAUCGGUCACACCUGCUUUCGUUCCUCCGGGGAUUGGUUCGUUUUGUUCUGUUUAGGUACCUGGGACUUGUUUUUCUAGUGACUGGCUUUGUGUGUGUGCUCUACCCAUAGGGUAAUGAAUGGCUCCUCCGAAAUUUACCCUUGCUCUGAGACCGCCCACAUGACUUCCCUGAAAAAAAAAAAAGAGAAUGCUUCAUAGUUUUAUUUUACUUAUAUAUGUGAAAGAGUCAUAUUUUCCAAAUUAUAUUUUCUAAUAGGAAGAAUAGAUCCUAAGUCGGACAAGGAAAAAGUCGCUUGUCUGAGUUCUACCUGCUCAGUCCCCAAACACCCACCAAGCCACCCUCCUCCCUGGGCAAUCUGAAACUCUGUUGCUAAAUUUUAAUGACUGCGAUUGGUAUUACACUUUAUUAAGAACCUAAGGGGUAUUUUCCCCUUGGGCAUGACGACGUUAUCAGCUGGAGAUGGGAUGCCCCUCUUUUUUAUUACACCCAUGUUUCAACCCUCCUGUUGUGUUCGAAGUUAUCAUCUGGUUUUGCCUUAACUCCUUGAAUUGUAUAUAUUUAUCUGUUUAGCUGAGAUGAAAUCCAAAUGUCCCAUACCUAAACUUAGUGCAAUAUCUUAUUUUGUCUUUUGUACAGAUCAUAUGAAUUCAUAAAAUUAUUUAUGUCUCUGUUAUAGA